AUGGAUGAGGACUACAUCUCACAACUGGCUAGUCUGGUAGAUGCUCGUAUACCAAUCCUCCGGCGAGAACUGAAAGAUGAUGCGUGCACAAAGGUCUCUGGCUACUUUCAUCUGGGGCAUAUAGACGUAGAAAAAGCGAAAAAUCUUAUGCCCUAUCAGGGUGAAAUCUUAAUUGCCCUGAUUUUCGGCCAUGUUUUUAAUGGCUCUCAGUCCAUCGGUGUCCGUUUUGCAAAGCAUUUUGCCGACCUCGCGGAGAACAAUGCCAAGCGUGUAUGCGGCGCUAGUGUGGAAGUCAAUGGGUUCACCAUCAAAGUUUAA
Molecule: messenger RNA, 318 nt
Organism: Suillus subalutaceus
Lineage: Eukaryota; Fungi; Basidiomycota; Agaricomycetes; Boletales; Suillaceae
Exons: 4
Coding region: 1-318 (105 amino acids)
Source: RefSeq, a predicted model, not a curated record